ACGGCUACCAUGGACUUGCGCGGCGACGUUCAAGUUCUGGCGAACACAUGGACCCUGCGUAGCUACAGAUACGCCUAUGCCACCACUUACUCCACACAAAUCUCUUCUCCAUACCAAAACAAUCUAUCAAACACCUUCUUAUCCUCUCCUCUGUCGCAUUGUCCCAUAGCAUUCUCACGUGCCGUCCCUCUCCACCCUGAAAUCUCUAACCUACCCCACUCCCCUCAUCCACAAGUCUACCACCCCUCCACCACCACAACCUUACAUGACUCACUUUGCCCACCCCGCUGCCCUAGCUCAACCACACCACGCCCCCUUCGCUGCCCGAAAGGAUCCACCAAACAGGCAGUUGGGUACCCAAGUCACCCCACCCAGAAAAGUAACCUCGAAUCGAAAUUGUGA
Periconia digitata is the source of this 402-nucleotide messenger RNA. The record is from the annotation of a GenBank genome assembly. Lineage: Eukaryota; Fungi; Ascomycota; Dothideomycetes; Pleosporales; Periconiaceae.